CAUUUGCUUGGCUAGCCUAGAGAGAGAGAGAGAGAGAGAGAUGAGGUGUUGCAGCAGCGUCCAUGGCUUUUUCUGGCUGGUGCUCAUCGUCGUCUACGCGUGCUGUUCAUCGGCUCAAGCUCAGCAAGCAGCAGCAAGAACUGAUCCAGCUGAAGUGUCGGCACUAAACACGAUCCUGGGGAGAUGGGGCCUGCGGGCGUCGCCGGCGUGGAACAUCAGCGGCGAGCCCUGCAGCGGCGUCGCCAUCGACGGAACCAGCGUCGACAACAACCCCAGCAUCAACCCGGCCAUCAAGUGCGACUGCUCCUACAACGCCAGCACCGUCUGCCACAUCGUCAGGCUGAAAGUGUACUCAUUGAACGUUGUUGGUCAAAUACCUGAGGAGCUGCAGAAUCUCACUUAUCUGAAUAACCUGGAUCUUCGGCAAAAUUACUUGACGGGUUCCCUGCCAUCCUUCAUUGGAAACUUUUCUGCCAUGCAAUACUUGGCGGUGUCUCUCAAUCCAUUAUCUGGACCUCUUCCGAAGGAGAUCGGGAGUCUUAGAAAUCUCCUAUCAUUGGGCAUUAGUUCAAACAAUUUUACUGGUGAACUCCCUGCAGAACUGGGCAACUUGGAAAAGCUUGAGCAAAUGUAUAUUAUUAGCUCUGGCUUCAGUGGUCCCUUCCCUUCAACAUUCUCAAAGCUUAAGAAUUUGAGGAUACUAUGGGCAUCAGAUAAUGAUUUCACAGGAAAAAUACCUGAUUAUUUUGGGAGCUUGCCAAAUUUACAAGAACUAAGGUUCCAAGGAAAUUCUUUUCAAGGUCCAAUUCCAGCAAGUCUAUCCAAUCUAACCAGAUUAACAAGUUUGCGGAUCGGUGAUAUUCUAAAUGGGAGCUCCUCGCUGUCCUUUAUCUCUAAUCUGACAUCUUUGAAUGUCUUAAUAUUGAGGAACUGCAAAAUAUCCGAUAAUCUUGGAACAGUGAACUUUUCUAAGCUUGCAGGGUUAACCUUACUGGACUUGAGCUUUAACAAUAUCACAGGCCAUGUUCCUCAAACCAUACUGAAUCUGAACAAUCUUGGAUUCUUGUUUCUUGGGAACAACAGCCUUUCUGGAAGCUUGCCAUAUGACAAAAGCCCUUCACUGAACAAUUUAGAUUUUUCAUAUAACUCCCUCUCUGGAAGCUUUCCUCCAUGGGUUACUGGGAACAAUUUGCAACUGAAUUUGGUGGCUAAUAACUUCGUUCUUGAUAGCACCAACAAUAGCAUUUUACCUUCAGGGCUAAACUGUCUCCAGCAAGAUAUUCCUUGUUUUCGUGGUUCUCCAGAAUAUUAUUCCUUUGCGGUGGACUGUGGCAGUAAUAAAUCUACAAGGGGCUCAGAUAAUACUUUGUAUGAAACUGAUGCUCAAAACAUUGGAACCGCGUCUUAUUAUGUUAGUGAUCAUGCAAGAUGGGGUGUAAGCAGUGUAGGCAGAUUUAAUGAGGCUCCAAAUGGAAGUUAUGCAAUAUAUAGUUCCCAGCAAUUUCAGAGUGCACUUAACUCAGAAUUAUUCCAGACUGCAAGGAUGUCACCAUCAUCACUUAGAUACUAUGGUAUUGGACUUGAGAAUGGGAAUUACACUGUCUCACUUGAGUUUGCAGAGUUUGCUUAUCCAAACACGCAAACUUGGCAUAGCAUCGGACGGAGAGUUUUUGACAUAUAUGUUCAGGGUGACCUGAAAGAAAAGAACUUUAAUAUAAGGAAGACGGCUGGUGGAAAGUCUCUUACUGCUGUUAACAAGAGAUAUACUGCAACCGUGUCGAAAAACUUCCUUGAGAUCCAUCUGUUCUGGGCUGGGAAGGGUACUUGUUGCAUUCCUAGUCAAGGAUACUAUGGACCUAUGAUUUCAGCAUUAAGCGUGACCCCAAAUUUUAUUCCCACUGUGCGAAAUGGUGUUCCGAAAAAGAAAAGUAAGGCAGGAACAAUUGCUGGAGCAGUGAUUGGCGCUUCAUUCUUUGGAUUAGCAUUAGUAGUUGGAAUAUUUAUGUUGCUAAGGAAGAGAAGAAGAACGGCACAACAGAAAGAAGAACUCUACAACAUGGCUGGAAGGCCUAAUGUCUUCAGCAAUGCUGAGCUUAAGUUAGCUACAGAGAAUUUUGGUUCUCAAAACAUUCUUGGAGAAGGAGGAUAUGGACCAGUCUAUAAGGGUAAGCUAACCGAUGGGAGGGUGAUAGCUGUGAAGCAACUUUCUCAAUCAUCUCAGCAGGGGAAAAGCCAGUUCGUGACAGAGGUUGCAACAAUUUCUUCUGUGCAACAUAGGAACCUUGUUAAAUUAUAUGGCUGUUGCAUUGAUAGUAACAAACCCUUGUUGGUUUAUGAGUACCUCGAAAAUGGAAGCCUGGAUCAAGCACUCUUCGGGGAUAGUAGGUUGAACCUAGGUUGGUCCACACGCUUUGAAAUCAUUUUAGGCAUUGCGAGAGGCCUAAGUUAUCUUCAUGAGGAGUCCACUGUGCGCAUCGUGCAUCGGGACAUCAAGGCUAGUAACAUUCUACUUGACAUCGAUUUAACCCCCAAGAUAUCUGAUUUUGGGCUUGCCAAGCUCUAUGAUGAGAAGAAGACUCACGUUAGCACAAAAGUUGCCGGUACAUUUGGCUACCUAGCACCUGAGUAUGCGAUGAGAGGCCAUCUGACUGAAAAGGCUGAUGUUUUCGCAUUUGGGGUGGUCGCUCUAGAGACCGUAGCUGGUCGAUCAAACACUGACCACUCCCUCGUGGAAGACAAGACCUAUCUUUUUGAAUGGGCCUGGGGGCUCUAUGAAAGAGACCAAGCACUCGAAAUAGCGGACCCGAUGCUCGAGGAAAUCGACGAGGAGGAGGUCUUGAGAGUCAUCCGGAUCUCGCUCCUUUGCACCCAGGGCUCACCGCACCAGAGACCAGGAAUGUCAAGGGUGGUGGCAAUGCUCAACAGAGACAUUCCGGUGACCGAUGUGGUGACGAAGCCAAGCUACAUCACUGAGUGGCAGCUCAGGGGAAGGAAUAGCAGCAAUGUCACCACCAGCUACUCCUCUGCUGCUGUUGAGCUCAGUGGGCAGAGGGAGACGUCCCCUCUCACGCCUUCCCCAGAGAUCACCGCAGAAAUUGAUGAUAGGGAGAUGAAUGCGAUGCUGCAAAAUGAUUGCUGGAGAAACCGUAGUUGGAAGAUGAUUGAAGAUUUGCAAAGUGCAGGUGGAUAUGUUGGUUUGAAGUGAUAAGUUUGGACAUUAUUCGUGCGGAUAUAAAUCGAUUUCAGUUGAAGUAAAAAAAAAUCCGAAGUUCAGUGUUACUAUUGUUUGAAGUGAUAAAUUGAUCAUUUCGGUUGAAGUAAAAAAGUCGAUGUGCCA
Messenger RNA from Oryza brachyantha (malo sina), 3337 nucleotides. RefSeq names its product probable LRR receptor-like serine/threonine-protein kinase At1g56130. Gene Ontology annotation, biological process: protein phosphorylation. The transcript is spliced from 24 exons. Gene Ontology annotation, molecular function: protein kinase activity; ATP binding; protein binding. Lineage: Eukaryota; Viridiplantae; Streptophyta; Magnoliopsida; Poales; Poaceae. Bases 41 to 3205 code for a protein of 1054 amino acids. The record is from RefSeq and is a predicted model, not a curated record.